Sceloporus undulatus (fence lizard) is the source of this 7882-nucleotide messenger RNA. It is a transcript of the gene VPS8, whose product is annotated as VPS8 subunit of CORVET complex. Gene Ontology annotation, cellular component: HOPS complex; CORVET complex; early endosome. The transcript has 47 exons. The coding region runs from base 131 to 4372 and encodes 1413 amino acids. The record is from RefSeq and is a predicted model, not a curated record. Gene Ontology annotation, molecular function: protein binding. Lineage: Eukaryota; Metazoa; Chordata; Lepidosauria; Squamata; Phrynosomatidae. Gene Ontology annotation, biological process: endosomal vesicle fusion; protein targeting to vacuole.
UAAAGGACUGGAGCCCAGGGAGGGGCGGGGGUUAGUUUGCUGCUGCUGCUGCUGCUUUGAGUGAAGAGGAGCCUCAGUGCUGCCUGGUCCUUUGGCUCUGAAAGUUUCUUAUGAGCUGGGAACAGCAAAGAUGGAAGAUGAAAAGAAGAUGGAGGCACAUAACCUUGACUCAGAUCAGGGUCCUUUUUCUGUGACAGAUGACUCAAAUCAACAACCUUUGUGCCAGGAAGCCCCUUCCCCGAAGCUAUCUGUGACUGAACUGAGCAGGGAAUUAGAGUCUAGGAGUGAGCUGAUAGAUGAUAAAGAGUUUGAUAUUCCUCAGGUUGAUACUCCUCCGACACUAGAAAGUAUUUUAAAUGAGACUGAUGAUGAAGAAGAGCCAUUUGUUCUGGAGGACCCUUCUCUUCUAAAUAUUGACAACAUUGACACACACUCGUAUGAUACUUCUUCUGUAGCAAGUUCUGACAGUGGAGACAGGACACACCUCAAAAGGAAGAAGAAGCUUCGUGAUUCUUUCUCUGUUCAUGGCUCAGUUAUACGGCUGUCACUUUUAAAAGGAAUUUCUGCACAAAUAGUGUCUGCAGCAGCCAAAGUGGAUGCUGGCUUACCCACUGCAAUAGCAGCAUCAAGUCUCAUUGCAGUGGGAACAUCCCAUGGUCUAGCACUUAUAUUUGGCAAAGAUCCUAACCAGGCUCUUCGGCUUUGUUUGGGCAGUACUGCAGUUGGAGCACAAUAUGGGGCUAUAUCUGCUCUUAGUAUCAACAAUGAUUGUUCACGACUUCUGUGUGGUUUUGCAAAAGGACAGAUUACCAUGUGGGAUCUGGCCAGUGGAAAGCUUUUGAGAUCCAUAACAGAUGCUCAUCCUCCAGGAACUGCAAUUUUACACAUUAAGUUUACAGAUGAUCCAACUCUAGCAAUUUGCAACGACAGUGGAGGCUCAGUAUUUGAACUGUCAUUCAAGAGAGUCAUGGGUGUGAGAACAUGUGAAUCACGCUGCUUGUUCAGUGGUUCUAAGGGAGAAGUUUGCUGCAUUGAACCUUUGCAUGCAAAGGCCGAGCUGAGAGACCAUCCCAUCACUCAGUACUCUCUGCUAGCGAUGGCUUCUUUAACAAAGAUUCUUGUCAUUGGACUAAAACCAUCUUUGAAAGUGUGGAUGACUUUUCCAUAUGGUCGUAUGGACCCAUCCAGUGUUCCAUUGCUGGCAUGGCAUUUUGUUGCUGUGCAAACAUCUGUGAAUCCUGUGCUUGCCUUCUGUCGGGGAGACGUUGUCCAUUUCCUUCUGGUAAAAAGAGAUGAAUCUGGGGCAAUACAUGUUACCAAGCAAAAACAGCUACAUCUGCACUAUGACCUCAUAAAUUUUACAUGGAUAAACUCCCGCACAGUUGUACUUCUGGACAGUGUGGAAAAGUUGCAUGUGAUUGAUCGUCAAACACAGGAGGAGCUUGAGACUGUGGAAAUCUCAGAAGUUCAGUUAGUUUACAAUAGCAGCCACUUCAAGUCACUGGCAACAGGAGGAAAUGUCAGCCAAGCACUGGCACUGGUUGGAGAGAAGGCUUGCUACCAGUCAAUCAGCAACUGUGGUGGUCAAAUUUUUUAUUUAGGUACAAAGUCUGUUCAUGUGAUGACACUGAGGAGUUGGAGAGAGAGGAUAGAUCAUCUUCUGAAACAAGAAUGCCUUAAUGAAGCACUAGCUCUUGCUUGGUCCUUCCAUGAAGGGAAAGCCAAGGCAGUUGUAGGGUUGUCUGGUGAUGAACACAAACGGAAGGCUGUUGUUGCAGACAGAAUGGUUGAGAUCCUUAUCCAAUAUGCUGAUAGAAUUAUGAAGAAAUGUCCUGACCAGGGUAAAAUCCAAGUUAUGGAGCAACACUUUCAGGAUAUGGUCCCUGUCAUUGUUGAUUACUGCCUGCUGCUUCAGCGGAUGGACCUAUUGUUUAGUCAGAUGUAUGACAAGAUGGCCGAAAACUCUGUGGCAAAGGGUGUCUUCUUAGAGUGUCUUGAGCCUUACAUUAUAAGCGAUAAGUUGGUGGGCAUGACAGCUCAAAUUAUGAAAGAUUUGCUGCUGCACUUUCAAGAUAGGAACUUAAUGGCAAACAUGGAGGCUUGCAUUGUGCAUAUGGAUGUUACCAGUCUAGAUAUACAGCAGGUUGUCCUAAUGUGUUGGGAAAACCGUUUGUAUGAUGCCAUGAUCUAUGUCUACAACAGUGGAAUGAAUGAUUUCAUUACUCCAAUGGAGAAAUUAUUCAAGGUCAUUGCUCACCCACUUAGUGCUGGAAAGUCCCUUUCAGAUGAGCAAGUAAUAAUGGGCAACAAGCUUCUUGUCUAUAUAAGUUGCUGUUUGGCAGGUCGAGCUUAUCCACUGGGCAAUAUUCCUGAAGAUCUGGUACCUUUGGUUAAAAACCAGGUGUUUGAAUUUCUUAUCCGUUUGCACUCAGCUGAGGCACCUGCAGAAGAAGAAGUUUACCCUUAUGUACGUACACUGCUGCACUUUGAUACUCGGGAGUUCCUUAAUGUUCUUGCACUGACAUUUGAGGACUUUAAGAAUGACAAGCAAGCUGUGGAGUAUCAACAGAGAAUUGUGGACAUCCUACUCAAGGUUAUGGUGGAGAAUUCUGAUUUUACCCCAUCACAAGUUGGAUGUCUCUUUACUUUCCUUGCCCGUCAGCUUGCUAAGCCGAACAAUACUCUAUUUGUGAACAGGACACUGUUUGACCAGAUCCUUGAAUUUCUGUGCAGUCCUGAUGAUGAUUCCCGACACUCGGAGAGACAGCAGGUUCUUCUAGAAUUGCUCCAAGCUGGAGGUAUUGUACAGUUUGAAGAGAACAGACUGAUUCAGAUGGCUGAAAAAGCUGAAUUCUACCAAAUUUGUGAAUUUAUGUAUGAACGGGAACAUCGCUACGAUAUGAUAAUUGAUUGCUACCUACGUGAUCCUUUGAGAAAGGAAGAAGUUUUUACAUAUAUCCACAAUAUCCUUUCCAUUCCUGGGCAUAGCACAGAAGAGAAGCAGUCUGUAUGGCAAAAGGCUUUAAAGCACAUUGAGGAACUAAUAUCAGCGAGUCCCUUUAAAGCAGCAGAUCUGAUUUCCAUUCACUUCAGUGAGCAGGUUGAACAAAUAAUUCAAAACUUGCAGGAUCAAUAUUUGCUUUUCCAAUUUUUAAAGAGCCUACUUGACUCAAGGGAAGGUAUCAAUCAAGACUUGCUUCAACUCUCUCCUUCUGUUACUGAACAGUUUAUUGAGUUGCUGUGUCAGUAUGAUCCAGAUCAGGUUUUGGAGACUCUGAAAUUCUUGGAAUCCUACAGGCUGGAAGAGACAAUUCAGGUUGUGCAAAAAUACCAGCUCCAUGAAGCAACUUCUUAUCUACUUGAGAAGAAAGGAGAUAUUCAUGGUGCCUUCUCUGUUAUGCUUGAGUUUCUACAAAGAAAGUUGUUGAUACUUACAAGUGAAGAUGAGAAUUCAAUAAAAGUCCCUUCACUGAAGGAUAUUGAAGACACUUUAGCGAAAACAAUUUCACUUUGCCAGAGGAAUUCACACAAGCUGAAUCAACAGCAGAGAGAAGCACUGUGGUUUCCACUCUUGGAGGCAAUGAUGGCCCCUCAAAGGUUAUCUAGUUCUACAAUGUUGUGCCAUUACUCAGAAUUUUUGAAGAAUUUGACAAUGCAAGUGCUGAACAAUAUGGCAGCAUUCAUUGCAUUACCAUUAAUCUUGCAGAGAAUUUUACAGGAUCCAGUGUACGGAAGAGGAAAACUUGGAGAAAUUCAAGGUCUUGUGCUGGGCAUGCUAGACAGCUUUAAUUAUGAGCAAACUCUUUUGGAGACAACAACCAACCUACUCAACCAUGACCUCCAUUGGUCUUUACGUAAUUUAAAAGCAUCUGUGACUAGAGGGCUCAAUCCCAAGCAAGAUUACUGCUGUAUUUGUCUGCAGCAAUACAAGAGAAGACAAGAGACUGCUGACCAAAUCAUAGUAUUCAGCUGUGGCCAUUUGUACCACUCUCUUUGUCUGAUGAGUAAAGAAUGUGGAACUGAAUCAAAGGGACAGAUAAGAUGGACUUGUUUUAAAUGUAAUGCAAAUCACAAAGGAGGAAAACUAAGUGAAACUUCCUCAGAGUUGAAGAAGGGAACUCCAGUAUCUCUGGCACAGAUCAAUUCAGAGACCCUGUUGGAUCCCCAGCAAGCUCAAGCUUUUGACCAGCUUUGUCGUCUGUACCGAGGAACCUCCAGGUUGGCUCUUCUGACUGAACUUUCUCGAGAUCGUGGUGGUGAAAAACAUGGACUUCUCCAUGUCUCCCAGGGUGAUUCUGCACUCAAUAGUGUCUUCCAGAAUGAGACCUUCCAACUUCACCUCACACCACCGCCUCCUCUUCUGGAUGACUAAUCUUUGCUUGCUAAGACAGUAUGAAAACACUGUGAAAAGUACUAGGUAGUACUCUGGUAUGGCACACCCUGAUUAUGGAAUUGGUUCAGAGGACUUCACUUUGAAUGAAGUAGACAGGACGUUGCCACAAUCCAGAGUCUUGCCAAGGAUCAUUCUUUUUCUUUAUCUUAUUUGCUUAACAAAGCAAAAGGGACAGUUUAAAAUGUGGCUGGGCCUUCUUUCCAGUAGGCUUUGCUGGAAACUGUCAACUACUCUGUUAAACUUAUGCUGUUCCUUGCUGAAGCUGAACACAACAGUACUUGGGACACUAAACCUCAGAGAUAGAGUCUGCAGCAAGACCUUAUUUAAAUAAUUGGAAUGUGUUCCCUUAGAGGAAAAUACCAAGGGAAUACAACAAAUGUCAUUCAUUUAAAGUUGACAUUUCUCAGGCUUCCUUUAACUAUCUCAUUUAAAUUUAGUACAAGCAGUAGAACCCUAAAGUCAUAGUAUGAAUGCAGAAUGUGCAACUAAGCUGCAUGAGACAGAAUUGCCAAGGACAGCCCAUUUGCCAGAACUCUUGAGAUUGUUUUCUCAAACGUUCUUCCUCUGAUUUCAGUCAUACGUAAGUGGGUGACAAUUGAUAGUGCCCCCCCCCCAAUAGUGGGUCAGAAAAGUUUACUGUGGCUAAUCCUAUUCUAGGAAAAUAUCACUUAUAAGCAUCAGAAAUCCUGAUAACAAUGUACAUUGCAGUAUACAAUUCAGCCAACUUGACAGUGUCAACUAUUUGAUGCCACUAGUAUAUCUUCUGAGGCCUGCACUAGUUGUGUGCCAGCAUUUCUACAGUGAUCACAGUGUUUUUCAUGUAGCAAAAGAAAACAGCACAUUCAUCAUUUAUGAUGGAUGCUGCCACUUUAGAGUCACUGAGCUGCAUGGAAAGGACAUCCUCUUUCAUUGUAUCUUGCCCCCACCCUAGUCCAUUUAUCUGUAAUGAACUCAGUACUGAAUUAAAGGAAGGGAUUCAGAUGAUUGUCAGUGUUCUUUCCUCUCUCUCUCUGCCUUCUGUGCUGAAAAUUAACAACCUGGUAUUUAGGAAUGGAAGGUAAAUGGUUCUUGAUUCCCACAUAAUAUUACAGAAGUUACCCAUCAGCAUCCUGUGUAAUGUAUCUACAUCUCUAAAAGCUGGCAGCUGGCAGCAUCUUUCCUUGCCUGUUGCAGGGGACUACCUGUUUUCAUGACAUCUGUCAAUAUAUGUAGCAAAUGUAGAUGAAAUGGUACACGAAGACCAGCAGUUCCCUCCUUGCACCUCUGUUACAGGGUGUAGGAUCAAGCGUUGAUGGUACUGUAUGCUGCAACUCUCUUGUGUUUUCUUAUUUAGUGUUCCACAUUAGUGUUUCUUGUAGGGACAUUUCUGCAUCAUUAAAGGUGUAAACAUUUCAGUGAGUGAUCCUGGUAGAAACCAUGUGUUGUCAGCCAUUGUCUCUUUUCACCCACUUUGUGCAGUACUUUGUGUAUGCUCUUUUUACUAAUUGAUGCUUAAGAACUAUGGUGAUGUGAACAGUUUGAUGUAAAAAUACUUAUUUGAAUCUCUUGUAUAGGAAGUACUUCCUUAAAUAGCUCCUUUUAACAAGGCAUCCAUUCACAUGAGGUUGCAUGUGAAAUAUGUGUUGAUCGCGCCCAUACACACAUCUGCGCAUUACUCACGCUAGAAGUAUAUAUUUUCUGUGAACAAAAUGUGGGAAGUUACACUAUUUAAAACAUUCCUUGAUGUUUGAUUAUUGUGGAUAGAGAAAAUGAGGUAUCAAUUUUCUGGUUCCAUCCUUUUUAUUUAGAUAAGUUUCACCUGCUUAAACAAAUCUUCAACUUGUUCCUUGAUUACAACAGACUUGAAAAGCAGACAUGAUAAUGCUAUGAAUAUAUCAUUUUUCUUAAGCCCAAAUGUAAGUAUAAAUAUGUAUGAAUACUUCUGCUGUCUCUGCAUUACUAACAAUAUGAAUUGACACCUCUCAAGUUUUUCCAUGCAAAAUAUAAUCAAGCAAGAUUACUUAAAGCAGGUGAUUGCUGACUUUAAAGGAAAAACAAAAAAUAUGCUUCUAGUAAAGAGGAUGUCACAAUCUCAGUCAACAGCUGCUAGCAUGCUAGUAAGAAAGGUGUUUGUAGUUGAUAAUUUAGAUUAAACUGCCAAUUAUCACAAUGGUCUACAGUGCAACAAUACCUAAACUUUUGUGUACCCCCAGCUUGCAGUCAUGGGGAAAAUAAUUAGAAAAUAGCAACUAAAACGGUUCAGGGGCUGGAGUGACUACCCAUUGAAUAAAGGUAUUUGAUAUUUGGGCCUGAUUUCAUUUUGUAGGAAGGCAGGUAUGAAUAAUAGAAUGAUGAAGUUGGAAGGGAUCACAAAUGCCAUCCAGCUCAACCCCCUGCCAUAUAAGAAUACACUACCAAAGCACUCCUAAGAGAGCCAUUCAACCUGUUUAAAGACCUCCAAAGAAGGAGAGCCAACAAGUCUCCAAGGCUGUCUAUUCUGCUGCCAAAUAGAUCUUGCAGUCAAGUUCUCUCUAACAUUUAAUCUCUUUUCCUAAUUUGAAUGCAUUGUUUCAUGUUCUAAUGUCUAGUGUGUAGAGUAGUGAAGCAUGAAAAAUGUAGAAACUACUCUAAAAAUCUACUUAUCUAAGUACUUAGAAUCAUAGAAUCUUAUGGCAUUAGGGAGUGGGGAUUUCAGUGGUAAAUCUGUGUGAAAAACUGUUGGAGAGUGGCAUGAUGUUAUGUGUGAAUAUGUGUGGGUUAUAUAUAUAAGGUGGCCCCACCUAUCUCUAGCAUGCAGCCCUGAAUGGAUCUUCACAAGGCAAUGCAGCUAUUAGUCAUCCCAUUCCUGUUUUGAAGGAGUAGACCGAUUCAUGGUGAGAAUGUUAUCAAUAACUUCAAACUGUGAUGACUCUAUCCUUUCUCCAGGUUCAACAUCAGCAUGUAUCUGAAUAUAAUUGCAGGGAAGAAAAAUGAAAGUUGAACACACGGAGAUCUCUUGGCCACUGCAGGAUCCCUAAAUGGUCUUCAGUUUCAAGGCUGGAGAUAAAACUUUGGCGGGAAAAAUUCCCCUGAAAGCAUUAUUCAUUGGCAAGCCAUUUUAUGAGAUGGGAUUGAGAUGCAAGUCUGCCAUCCUUUGUAUCUUCAAAUGCCCUUCAGAAACGAUGUUUUGGGUGUCCUUUCUGUUUCCCCGCUCCAAACUUAAACUAGUUCCUUUUCGAGGUGGGAAAAGUUUUCUUUCUCCAACCUUGGAUGGUAAUUCAGGUAUUAAAGACUUUUGCUCAGAAUACCUUUGUGUGUGUGUUUGUGUGUGUUCACAAACUACUUUCUUGUGUUUAAGAAAUGAGCUCUUUUGGAACAUAAAUGACUGGGAAGAAUAGGUGUAAAUGAGCUAAGGUAGGAGUAGACAGCAUUUGCUCUCUGAUUAUUGUGGACUUCAGUUCCCAUAAGCUGCAGCAAAUAUGAUGAGUGGCCAAGAAUUGUAGACACUGUAGGUCAGAGCAUCUUCGGGUC